AUGGCGGCGGCGGCGUGGGUCUUCUCGCGGGCUGGGCUGCGCCUGGGGAGGCGGAGACUGGUGGAUUCUCCUCUGCCAGCUGGUGUUCCUAAGCUUAGUUAUCGCUUUGCAUCAUCUCACAAGUACGUUCCCAGGCGAGCUGUGCUCUAUGUACCUGCGGAUGAUGAAAAGAAGAUACGAAAAAUCCCGUCACUAAAUGUAGAUUGUGCAGUGCUGGACUGUGAAGAUGGCGUGGCUCUGAACAGAAAGAGAGAAGCAAGACUGACCGUUGUGAAAACCCUUGAAGAGUUUGACUUUGGCCAUGCUGAAAAGUGUGUUAGGAUAAACUCCGUGUCCAGCGGUCUUGCAGAAGAAGAUCUAGAGGUGCUUUUGCAGUCCAAGACCCUUCCUUCAAGCAUGAUGCUGCCAAAGGUUGAAAGUGUUGAAGAAAUAAGAUGGUUUUCAGACAAAUUCUUACAUCACCUAAAAGGCCGAACACUUGUACAACCAAUGAAUUUUAUCCCCUUUGUGGAAACUGCAGUGGGCUUGCUCAAUUUUAAGGCUGUCUGUGAAGAAGCAUUGAGAACAGGAUCCCAGGUUGGCUUUCAUUUGGACGCAGUCGUCUUUGGAGGAGAGGAUUUCCGUGCCAGCAUAGGUGCAACAAGCAGUAAGGAAACUCACGAUAUUCUAUAUGCCAGGCAAAAAAUAAUAGUCACAGCAAAGGCAUUUGGCCUUCAAGCUAUAGACCUUGUUUACAUCGAUUUCCGAGACGAAGAUGGGCUCCGCAGGCAAUCAAGAGAAGGUGCCUCAAUGGGAUUCACUGGUAAGCAGGUGAUUCACCCCAACCAAAUUGCUGUUGUCCAGGAACAGUUCUCUCCGAGCCCUGAAAAAAUAAAGUGGGCACAAGAACUGAUUUCUGCUUUUGAAGAACAUCAGCGAUUAGGCAAGGGAGCGUUUACUUUCCACGGGAGCAUGAUCGACAUGCCAUUACUGAAGCAGGCACAGAACAUUGUUACGCUUGCCACAGCCAUCAGAAAAAAUGAGCUGGUAAAUGAAGCUCUCGCCAUGGGGCCCCAGUAGCUGUUUUAAAAGAUGACUAUAAUACUUGGGGGGAAUAAAAAUUAAGGACGUCAAGCUUAAGCAGAAAUUCAUUUCCAUUUUGCAGAUCUGUCAUAAUUUGCUUGCCAGAAUUGCUAAUUACUAAAACUAUGUUCGACUCCAACCACUGCUCACUCCUGCGCGGCCCAUGUACUACUCAUAGCCUGCAACGAAGUUACAUCACCGACUGUGUGACAUCACGAUAAUUACUACGAAUG
Messenger RNA from Gavia stellata (red-throated loon), 1295 nucleotides. RefSeq names its product citramalyl-CoA lyase (gene CLYBL). Gene Ontology annotation, molecular function: (S)-citramalyl-CoA lyase activity. Gene Ontology annotation, biological process: regulation of cobalamin catabolic process. Lineage: Eukaryota; Metazoa; Chordata; Aves; Gaviiformes; Gaviidae. The record is from RefSeq and is a predicted model, not a curated record.